AUGGCAGAGGAGAUUUUGGAAUUGGCCGUUAUGCAACGUAGAGUACAGGAAUUUGUACGUGAAAAUGAAAGGGGAUUUGUUAGUCUCAGCUUCUGUGAGGUACUCAACGUACUGUUACAAGAAUUACAAAGCCGUGUAACACAAUUUGCGGAUUCGCAAAAUAAAAUGGGCGCAGGAUUACAGAGAUUAAAGUUGUACUUGAAACCAGCACUCCAUACGUUCGAGCUACUUACAAUGGUUAUUGAAAAGGGACCACUUAAAGGUGCGGAACUUAUCAAUAUGCUUGCCUCCACAUGCCAAAUGUAUGGAACAGGGGAUGCAAGACGGAGUCUAGCUAAUCACCUGAUGAAACAGGCUAUGGAAGCAUAUUGCUACCUUAUGUAUCCUUGGCUCAACUUCGGGGAGAUUUAUGACCCGUCUCACGAGUUCUUCGUCGUACACAAAAAAACGGGAAAGGUGGCUCCCGAAGAUGAGGCCUACGCUAUCGAAUGGAUGCGCGUACCGCUUCUCAUGAAGGACAUUGCGGAAAAAAUACUUGAAACAGGAGUAUAUAUCAGGAUAUUGACACGGUCAAAGGGCAGAAAAAUACCGGAACCACAACCACUGCAGUUCACAUCAAUAGAGGAACUAACGGAAAGCGUAAUAGCUUUGCAUCAAACGGCAUCAGAUGCGCUAAUGAAAUAUGUAGUCUUUGAAUGUAAUCUGAUGCAGGUUUUGGAGUCGGUGCAUCGUUUCUUUCUACUUGCAAGGGCAGACUACGCAGUCAAUAUGCUCGCUGAUAUGCACCAACGAACUCUAAACGAUAGUAUCAACCUCAACUUCCAGGAAGCAGUUGCACAAUCCUCACUACGAAACGAUAAAUACAGACACCUAUUCUCUUUUAAACUAGAGCAAAAGGAUCUUACCUUAGGAUUGAACACGAAGCGAUGUGAGGACAUUGCAAGAUGGGUCGUAAUGAGGUUCAAUGCCAAAUGGCCACUGCACAUUUUCUUCACGGAUGAUAUUAUGGCGAAGUAUCAAAUGGCUUUCAGGUUCAUGCUGCAACUAAAGCAGUCAGAACAUGAUCUGGCGAUGAUAUGGCUAACGCAUAUGAAGUGGAAACGCCUGCCACUCACACCAAGUGCACAACUCAGGCUUAACUUCACAUUCGUAAACAUAGAACGGAUGCUAUUUCUUUGUCGAAGUAUCGCAUAUUUAUCUACUAUCGAUGUAACUGAACGUAGUUUUAACCUUAUGUUACAGAAUUAUGAAAAUCAUCUCAAAAAUGCAAAGACAGAUCAAUCUUUCUGCUUCGUUGUCGAUCAGCAUAGGCAAUUCGUGGACCAAGUUAUACAAGGAUGUAUGAUAGAUGAUAGUAAGGUUGGACCUUAUGUGAAACGCGCAAUAUCUAUAUGCGUUUUGUUUGCAAGCCAAGUUCUCACAUUCUUAGAGCAGCAUGAGAUUGAAAGAAGAGAUCCACGAUGCGUGGAUGUAACCACAAAGUUUGCUAGCGAAUUGUUACAUAACCAGGGAUAUAUUGCCAUGGUGGAAACUGCAUCAAGGCAAUUUGACGAAAAUCUCCGUGACCUAGUGGCAAUGCUGGAGGGCCCAGAUGCCAAAAACUAUACCGGUUUGUUAUUACACCUCAACUACAACGGGUUCUUCACAUGA
Messenger RNA from Babesia sp. Xinjiang, 1650 nucleotides. RefSeq names its product Gamma-tubulin complex component 2. Gene Ontology annotation, cellular component: centrosome; spindle pole; gamma-tubulin complex. The transcript has a single exon. Lineage: Eukaryota; Apicomplexa; Aconoidasida; Piroplasmida; Babesiidae. Gene Ontology annotation, molecular function: gamma-tubulin binding; microtubule minus-end binding. The coding region runs from base 1 to 1650 and encodes 549 amino acids. Gene Ontology annotation, biological process: cytoplasmic microtubule organization; spindle assembly; microtubule nucleation. The record is from RefSeq and is a predicted model, not a curated record.